Messenger RNA from Pecten maximus, 1597 nucleotides. RefSeq names its product pleckstrin homology domain-containing family D member 1-like. The record is from RefSeq and is a predicted model, not a curated record. Bases 38 to 1567 code for a protein of 509 amino acids. Lineage: Eukaryota; Metazoa; Mollusca; Bivalvia; Pectinida; Pectinidae. The transcript has 14 exons.
AGUUGAGUGGUCGCGAUAGGCCUAGUGGUGUGCACCGAUGGAUUGUUUGGGAUCGGUGUGUUGUGUGUCCCAUUCACGACAGCACUACAGUUAUGAGGCACCCGAAAUGAACAGUAUGCCAGAGAGAAACUCGCGUUCUGGCGAAUGGGCGUCAAAGGUCCAGCUCGCCGGAAUAUUAUACAAGAGACCGUUUAACCAUCAGUCCAACAAGUGGGCGAAAAGAUAUUUCAUUAUAAGGGAUGGCUUUCUGUGUUACUAUCAGGAGAGUGAAAAAAAGGAAAUGGAAAAGCGAUGUUGUAUCAACAUUCAUCCCAAGGGAAUCAUACCUUUAGGAGAGUGCAGUAUCACUCCGUCAAGGGAACAAGGACAGCCAUUUGCUUUUUAUCUGGACAGUGCAGAUAUUCAUGGAAGGAUGCUUUUGGCUGCAGACAGCAGUUUUGAAAGAGACAAAUGGAUUGAUAUGCUGGAAAAGUCUAAACGGAUAACCUGGAAGCACUCUCAGCUAGCAGACAACCUCAUUCGACAGUUAGAGGACCAGGGUCUACAGAUGGCUAAACAGAAGCAGGAUUACUUUGAUCAGCUUCAGAGUGAGGUGUUAGCUUUAUCUGAUCAAAGGGAGAAAACCGAGGAACUCGAGAGGAUCAAUCAGGAACUUGAAAAGGAAAAACAGAAAUUAGAGUCAUAUCAGCAAGAAAUGACGGAGGAAUACGAACGCAUUAGAACUGAACUGGAGGAUACAGCAGAGUGUAUGAGGAUACUGGACUCGGAUAGAGUGGCAUUAUCAGAUACCCUUCAACAGCAGCAAUAUAGUCUGCAGAGUCUGAGUGAGGAGAAGGAGAGGAUUUUGGAGACGUUAUAUGAUCAACAGAGCUCACAACAGAAACUGACAGAGGAGAACCAGAGUCUGGCUCUUACUAAGGAGGAACUACAAUCUACACUCAAACUCAUCGAGUUCCAGACCAAGGAACUGCUUCAAGAGAAAUCACAGGCAGAGGAAAAAAUGAAAGAAAAUGAACAGAGAGCUCGGGCAUUGGAGGAAGAAAAGCAGUUUAUCAGUGGACAUGCAGAGGAGCUCAAAGAAUCCUUAAAGGAUUUGAAAGUACAGAAGGAAAUGACUGAAGCAGAACUAAAGGAGGAGGUUAUGGCCAGAUUAGAUGCGGAGAGGAAACUGAAAGAUGCCGACAACUCGUUACAGAAAUUGUCAUGUGCUGUUGUGUCUCAGACUCCACACAUAGAACAGGAAGUCAAGGAGCAAAUGGUGGUUAACGUCAACAAACUCAAACGAUUUUUCGAGGAUCUGGCAAAUGAGGCCCAAAUUGACUCUGACAAACCUCUUAUUGUGAAAAAUACGAUACAUGCCAGGAAAACAUUAGCUCGGAGAGCGAAAACGAAAAAAUUUCAGCGCAACAAGUCUAGCAGUCUUCGUAUCAAGUCAGCCAACAGCCACUCCGACACACAUGGAGCGGAGGGCGUGAACCUCCGGCGUACUACCACAUGUGUUCCCAGGAAAGGGAUCUCAGUCAAUUUCCCUCUGUCCACCAGUAGUACUUUUUCUGAGGAUCUGUAGUCUACACAACAAAUUAACAAAUCCAUACUU